Molecule: messenger RNA, 736 nt
Organism: Penaeus monodon (black tiger shrimp)
Lineage: Eukaryota; Metazoa; Arthropoda; Malacostraca; Decapoda; Penaeidae
Product: low affinity immunoglobulin epsilon Fc receptor-like
Source: RefSeq, a predicted model, not a curated record
AAUUAAAAUGCGAUUUACUGUGUUUAUUUGGCUUGUUUUGGCCAUCGUGGUAGUUGAAGAGGCGAGAGCUGACGCGUACACGACGUGCGAGGACCAGAGCUUCCAGAUCACGAUGAAGGGGCCGUCGCUGAGUCAAGGCUGCGAGGAGGUGCACGGCCAGCUGGUCCUCUCCGACCAGGCGAGUCAAGAGCUGCGGUGCCCGAAGCCCUACGUGGAGACGAUGGGGGAGUGCUUCUACGUCAGUAACUUCGCCCUCAAGUGGGAGGAGGCGGAGAGGUACUGCCAGGAGAUGGACGGCGACCUGGCCACGCCCAAGCACGUCCCGGCGCUGCAGCUGCUCCUCGAGGAACACGACCAAGCGGACUUCCUCUGGCUGGGCGGCAACGACCGUCCUUACAGCGGCAUCUGGUUGUGGCUGGACGGCAGGCACGUGGACCACGCGCACUUCCGCCCCGGCCACCCUUGGACCUCCGACACCAGCAACAGCUACUGCCUCCUCAUUGGCUGGAAGAACCACCCGCCUCUUGAAACCUACUACUGCCGCAAGAUGAACAACUUCGUCUGCCAGCAUAGUCCUUGAUGGCAGCGCAGAGUGUCAGCUAGGUGAUGGCGGGAUGGGAGCUUGCAGCAGGCGCCAGUGGAGAGAUUGAUUAUUGAUGUUUUUUUUAGGGUUGAUUCAAAGGUUGCGCACUUGAAGGAUUUGCUGUCCUUUGAAAAGGGCCUCUGUUAUGUCAAU